Messenger RNA from Zymoseptoria tritici IPO323, 3120 nucleotides. RefSeq lists its product as uncharacterized. The transcript has 2 exons. Lineage: Eukaryota; Fungi; Ascomycota; Dothideomycetes; Mycosphaerellales; Mycosphaerellaceae. Bases 1 to 3120 code for a protein of 1039 amino acids. The record is from RefSeq and is a predicted model, not a curated record.
AUGGCAUCCGUCCGCGGUGGUCGCACCGUCUAUCGCGACCAAGAUGACGAUGAUGGCACCCCUCGCCGCUCCUACACCACCAUCAAGCGAUACCAGGUCCCGGAAAAUGUCACCCGCGCCGUCUAUCAAGACGACGACGAAGUGGUGGACAAGAAAAUCGUAAUCAGACGCACUCGCGCCGCCUCACCACAGUCGUCGCGGGCAAGUCAUGACCAUCAUCACCACCGCAAGGCACAGUCUUCACACGACGACACAGACUGGCGUAUCACCGAGCGAGUCGUCGAACGAGAGGUAUCGCGCGAACCUCCUCGCCGCGACAUCCAAUACCGAGUGGUGGAGCAGGAUACCGACGACCGAUCGGAAUAUCGCACCGUACGCAAAACCAAAGUCGUGCGCGCGCCAUCACCACCAUCUUCACCUUCACCAGAACGAGAGCGGGUCCGCGAAUAUCGAUUUGAGCGAGAACGCGACUACUCCCCACCCCGCGAGCGAGACUACGAUGUGGAGAGGUAUAGCAAGAGCACAGAAUACUUUGCCCAACCACAGCCCAUCAUCAUUCGCGAGCCUGCACCGGCCGCACCUAUCAUCAUCCGAGAAGAGCGUCGCGAGCCACAAAAGAUCAUCAUUCGACGGGAAGAGCCACAAUACGAAUUCGUUGAGCGCAAGGAGGUGGUCGAGACCAAAGAAGAGAGCCAGGCACUUGUGAAGAAAGAAGAGACACCUCCACCAGCUCCAGAGCCUGCGAAACCGGAAGAAGAUUACUUCUACGAACGUCGAGUCGUUGAGCGCCGUCGACGAAGCGACAGCUACGAUCGCGAGAUCAAGCCGCGCGACUCUGCUUCGCAAUACAGUGAUGAAAGCUUCGAAUACGUGCGACGCGAGCGCUACGUUGACGGUAGCAGGAGUAGGAGUCGCAGUCGCAGUCAGAGUCGGAAGCGCUCACUCGCAACUGGCGCGCUUGCUGGUGCCGGUGCGGCAGCAAUCCUCGGACAGCACCGCAAGAAGCAAGGUCAUGAGGAGUCCCACCGUGGUCGCAACGUGCUUGGUGGUGCUGCAUUGGGCGCGGCGGCGACAGAGGUCAUCAGCAGAGCGCGUAGCAUGCGUAGUCUUCGUGGCGGGUCGAGGUCCCGCUCACGUAGUGGUGAUCGAGGCCGAGAUCGAGAUGAUCACCGGCGGCGCCGCAAACAUCACUCGCGAUCGAGAUCCAGGUCCCGCAGCUUCAAUCGAACGCAGAAACUGGGUGGACUGGCCGCAGUGGCCGCCGUGGCCGCUCUUGGCGCAUACGCGUUGAAGAACCGCAACAACAAGGAGACGGUCAUUGUGAAGGAGCAACCUCCUCGCCGUAGUAGGUCUCGGCGGAGGAGAAGCAGCUACGACAGUGCGCCUUCAUCCGUUCGACCAGGAAGUGAGCACCGCAGUCCAGAUCACCGCAACCGGCGUAUAGCACAAGCCGGUCUAGCGUCAGCAGCCGCAGCGGGUAUCUGGGAUCGUGUUCGUUCACGCAGUCGACCUGGCGGAGCGCGCAGCAAGUCACGAGUGCGUACUGGAGCGCCGAUCGUCGGUGCCGGCUUGGGAGGCGCCGCACUUGCAGGACUCUACGAGAAGAACAAGGCGAACAAGGAAGCCAAGAAGGAGGCCAUCAUCGAAGAUGAAGUGGGACGCGGCAGAAGACAUGCUAGCAGAAGUCGAUCGCGCAGAAGUCGAUCUCACAGAAGCCGCUCUCGCAGGUCAGCGUCUCGAGGUGCGCCCUCGGAAGAUGAUCGCAGGAGAGAUGAACCUGGCUUGAUAGCAUACGGUCAUGAUCCCAUCUACCCUGAUCAUCGCCGUGGAGGAGAUUACUACAGUGAUGAAGAGCCUGGCCGGUACCGUCGUCGAGGCGGCAGCAGAUCAAGCAGUCCGGAUAACAGAAAUCACAGCCGCUCUCGCAACGCCGCUAUUGGCGGUGCUGCUCUUGGCGGCGCUGCUCUGGCGGCACAUGAGAUGGGCAAGCGUCGCGAACGUAGUAAAGUUGCGAAGGAGAACAGACGUGAACGUGAGUGUAGGCAGUCCGCUGACGAUGAGGAUUUGCUGACUCAAAUCCCAGGCCGAGACGAUCACCAGGAGGACUACUACGACGACCGCCGCCACGAUGAUCGACGCCACGACGAUCGUGACAACAACAUGGGCUACAACGACUAUCCUCAGUCGAACGCUCCGUAUGGCGGACAACCAUCUACUUACCCUACCAGCCACUACUUCCCUCCUCCACCGACUGGCGAAGACGCUGCCCGCAACGACCCCUACGGCGCCCAACCCCAAACAUACCCAGCAUAUAAUCCCGCGGACUAUGCCGGCCAACCCGCACAGCAACACCCACCAUACGAUCAAGGCCAGUACGGCGGCGGCGAGAUUCCCUAUGGCGAGAGCGCGGAUCCGAAUAUUAACCAACCCUAUCCGGGUGAUGCCUACGCCGGCGACCAGCGGUACGGCGCCGAGCAUGAACCUUCAAGACGCGAAGGCCGCAGAGGCAGAUCGCCUGAGAAUGUGAGUGCGCCAGAUUCUACCAACCACCCUUAUCCGCCUCCUCCGACAGACGUCGCGGAUGGUCUAACCCGCCGCAACUCCUCUACCUCCACCCUCCGCCGCCCACGCUCCUCAUCCCGCGUCCGCUUCGAUCUAGAUCAAAAUAUCGACUACUCCCCCGACGCCAAACGAGGCCAUCCACCGACGACGAGUUCUUCCGAGUCGAGGGAUGCCAAUAACGAUGAGGACAGACCGGAAAGAGAACGACCCUCCGAACGCAACAAGCUCCGCAAACGACGGCGCGGUCGCGGCGGUAGAGGCAGUAGGGAUGAGGACGCGGCAUCCGACUCGGAAGCCAGCACGAUCGAUUUACCACCUCGAUUCGACGAGUCGGGAAAUCCUCGCAGCAAAGAGGGGGCGGAUCCGUUGGCGGUGAAGAUUAAUGAGUUGUUGAGUGGGCAUAUGUCGGGUGGAGGUGGGGUGGGUGGGAUUUGGAAGAGUUUGGCGGCGGGGUUGAUGGGUGGUGGGGGUGGGCAGGGGAGUGGAGAUGAGGGAGGGGAGGGGAGUAGUGGUGGUGGGAGAAGGAGGCGGAGGAGGGAAAGCAGGGGAAGGGAGUGA